GUCGGGUCUUUUGAGAGAGGCAAACCUGAACACUGAGAACAAACAAAGCUAGUUAGUGCUAGAGGUCUGUGGAUCCACUGUGAAAGUUCAAACCAUGAGGCAUCUUUUACAGCGAGUUCUUCAACAAGAUAGAACAUUCUAUUGGAAAAGACUUUCAAACCUUAGGGCUUGCACACAAGGAGUCAGGCUUCGUACAUGUACUACCAUAUAUAGUAGUAAAGUGGACCAGUGCUGCUACCCUGUAACUGUAAGCCAGCAUUGCCUGAACUAUAGAGAGUUUCAUAGUACUAGUAAAUGUCUUCCAUCAUCUCUGCAUAGUUCUAAGUCAACAAAUUCUUCAAUUGCAAGACUAAGACCAUACUGCACAAAUGUAACUACAAGGCAUGAGGAUGGAGAGCUACUGAGGGAUACUUUGGACAACAUUUCAGUCUUGGAGGCAGUUUCCUACUGGACUGCGGAGUUUGAAACAGCAGGAGUGCCUGAACCUGAUGCAUCGGCAGAGUACAUAGCAGCACAUGUACUGGGUUAUAAAUCAUUCAGCCUCAUCAGUCCACUUGUACAGAACUUGACAGCAGAGGAAAGGACCAGGAUGUCGGAGCUGUGUCAGAAAAGGAUGAAGCGUAUGCCCAUACAGUACAUCCUUGGUGAGUGGGACUUCAGGGACCUGAACCUGAUCAUGAGACCUCCAGUCUUCAUCCCCAGGCCUGAAACAGAGGAGCUAGUAGAACACCUGUGGAUGUACAUACAGGAGGACCUGACCAGACAGGAGGAUGAGCUGGCUAUCCUGGAGGUGGGCUGUGGGAGUGGAGCCAUCUCCUUAUCACUGUUACAGGAGUUUCCUCAGGCACAUUGCACUGCUGUUGAUAUGACAAAAGAAGCUGUGGAACUCACACAACACAACGCUGAAAGGUUGGGACUUUCGGGCAGGCUUGAUGUAAAGCAAAUGCAGUUCAACACCUCAGCUGACUUUGAAACAAAAUUUGAUGUGAUAGUCAGCAACCCUCCCUACAUCUGGACACAGGAUAUGGAAACCUUGGAACGAGAAGUAGCAGGGUAUGAGAAUUACUGUGCGCUCCAUGGUGGUACAGAUGGGAUGGGGGUGAUUAGAGACAUCAUACAUACAGGACACAGGCUACUCAAACCUGGUGGAUCUAUUUGGCUGGAGGUUGAUCCUCGUCACCCAGACAUGAUACAGACCUACCUCCACAACCACCUGCAGUACCAGCUGCAUCUGACAGGGGUCUACCAGGACUUCAAUAACAGGCCCAGAUUUUGCUGCUUGGAACUAAGAGAGUAAUAAACAUCUACAUGUCACAUAUACAUGUAUAUGAUAUUAAUAAUAAAAGAUUUUAGAGCAUAACAAUACACACAUACAGUAACAAUGUUUCCAUUUUCUGUUGGAAUGGUACUAAGUAUUUGGAAUCAGAUAUACAGUAUUUUAACCUUAGACUUUAAAGGUGCAAUAGAGCAUUUAAGACACUUAGAUUCCUGAGUUCCAUAGGAAUAAAAAUGCAUCUCCAAUUGUACAUCUCGUAAUAGUUGCUGGAAAAAUCACAUUGAAGCAUUUAACUACAAAUGUAUCAAAUGCUAAUUACCAGAACUUUAGCACAGAUGCUUGUCAAAAUCGACACAUCAUUUCAUUUUUUUUUUCUCAGAAAAGGGAAAACCAACAUAUCAUGCCUCUGACUCAGAAAUUUGUAGUAUACAAUAGAUACUGUAUUAUUAAUCGAAACAAUGGUAUUGGUGCUGAAUUUAUGUUUUUGAAUGUCACAAUAAAAGUUCAAAGUUGUAAUAUUCCAUGACUCAAUUGCAAUGAUUUUAACAUUCUAGUCCAGUGUACUUGGCAUUUAUUUACAGCCAUACUUCUGUAUAUGACAAACAAUUAAAGGUCAACAAACAGAUCAUCAUCUGCAA
This is a messenger RNA of Branchiostoma belcheri (Belcher's lancelet), 1914 nucleotides long. RefSeq names its product hemK methyltransferase family member 1-like. The transcript has 10 exons. Gene Ontology annotation, biological process: protein methylation. The coding region runs from base 95 to 1297 and encodes 400 amino acids. Lineage: Eukaryota; Metazoa; Chordata; Leptocardii; Amphioxiformes; Branchiostomatidae. The record is from RefSeq and is a predicted model, not a curated record. Gene Ontology annotation, cellular component: mitochondrion. Gene Ontology annotation, molecular function: protein methyltransferase activity; nucleic acid binding.